AUGUCACGGUUCGGCGGCCCACGGUCCUCUGUCGACGACAUAGGCCGCGAUAUACCUCAGCGAUGGGAUCGUGACCGCUUCGACAGGUUCGGCAACCGUGGACCACCGCCUCGACAGUAUGAGGAAGACUAUCACUUUGAGGAGCGAGAUCGGCCAGGCCGACGAGACGUCCAAGUCAUUGACCGUAUAGACGAGCGAGGCCCGCGCGGCAGCUUCCACGAACGUGAUCGCUACGUUGAAGAAGACCGCUUUGCUGCUCCAGGACGGCCAAGGCGAAGAACAGAUCGUGAGCUCUUUGGUGACGUAGAUCCACGCGAGCUUGCCGAGAUGGCUCUCACGCCAUAUCGCCGUAAGAGCAUCAGCCGCGAGGAGGAUACGUAUGAGCGUAGAGCACCUGCUCCGCCUAGACCUGGCUUGCUUCGCAGGCAGAGCAGUUUGGACACUUUCGACCGCCGAGCACCUGCACGAUAUGAGCGCGAGGACUACAGAAUGCCGGCAUACACACCGGUACCACUACCGAUCAGGCGAAGGGACGAUAUGUACGAGGAGCGAGACAGGUACAGAGCGCCAGAGGAUUACCGCGAAGUAGAGAUUACGCGCGAGCGCUCGGUGCAUCGUCGCCGAGGAGAAGAUGACGCCAGAAGUGAGGCACAAAGUGAAGCCAGAAGCGAAGCGAAGAGCAGGAAGAGUCGUGCGAAGACCGCCACCGCCAAGUCUGUCACUACAAGGCGAACAUCGCCGAGCUCCGCGAGUAGCGAGAGCUUCGAGGAGAUCGAGAAGGCCGAGUCGAUACGUGAGAGUAUUGCGGAGACUGCACGCAAGGCCAAGAAGGGCAAGACUCGCAUGCCGAAACGACUUGUGCGUAGCGAGGCAAUCCAAGAUCUGGGCUAUCCUUACGAUGAGGAGGACGAUUUUUAUGUGCUGCGUAUCGCUUUGGAAAAAGAGCAGAUUGACGAAGUCAUAAAGAUCAGUGAGCAAUACAAAGAGAAUGGCACGAAACGAGUCUACCGCUUCGAAGAGAAGAUCGAGGAGUCAGGGCCGCCAGCUCUGCCACGACCACCGAUUGGCGAGCAUGAAGAAGUGAUCCGCACCGAGUGGGUCAACCCACCGAGCGUGAUCAUGGGUGGUGCACGAUCAGAACGUGCCAAAUCUGUUCGGGCAUCCUCACCUAGCAGCCGGAGCACGACUACACGCCGUACGUCUCCAGCUCGUACUCACCGCACCCGCGCCUCACGCUCUCGCGCUCCAAGCUCUCCUGGCACCAUGUACGAAGAACGCCGCACGGUGAUUGAAGAAGAGCGCAUGCCGCCGCCACCGAACUACCCAGCACCACCCGGCGCCUUCCCAGCUCGAUCGCACUAUGGAGGCGAAGAAUUCUUCGAAGAGCGCAAGACUGUUAUCGAAGAACGUGGCGGCCCUCCACCUCCUCCUCCAGGUGCACCCACUUUGCCCAGUGGUGCUCUCGUGAUCCGCGAACGUGAGUACCGCAACGACCGGGACAUUCAAUCCGAGAUCAGACAACUAGAAGCUGAGCGUCGAGCCCUCCGACUCGAGCGCGAGGCCGAAGAGAAGCGCGACAUGGCUCUCCGGCUCCGCGAACAUCCAACCGACGAGUUCCAGCUCGUUGAGUACAGAGAACGUAGGCCUGGACGAGAGGAAUUGGAGAUUGUGGAGAGGGAGAAGAGUCCAUCCCGAAACGUGUUGAGGGUUGAGAAGGAUCGGAAAGUGCGUAAGGGUCCCAAUCCGAAGCUUGUGGCUGCUGCAUUUGCUACACUCUCCUAG
Molecule: messenger RNA, 1782 nt
Organism: Recurvomyces mirabilis
Lineage: Eukaryota; Fungi; Ascomycota; Dothideomycetes; Mycosphaerellales; Teratosphaeriaceae
Exons: 3
Coding region: 1-1782 (593 amino acids)
Source: RefSeq, a predicted model, not a curated record